GCCCUGUCCCCAGCAGGAACUGUGUCGGUAUUUGACGUUAGGUGCUGCCAGAGGAAUAACUGAGGAGGGGGCAUCUGCGUUAAGGAGUCCAAGAUGUGGUAUCCUUAAGUGAUUGUAUUGCAGUGAAGUUAGCAGUUGGAGGAGGGCUGGAAUAAACAAAGGAGCAGAGAAGGAAAAAAAGCUCGAAGAAACCUUGAGUCCUCCAGGUGGAAAGUCAGAGGACUCCAAGAUAUUGUCCUUCUUCAUACUGGAGGUCUGUAGCCAGAUAAUUCUGAUUUACCCUGACAGGAGUUUCUAAGAAUUUCAUGUCUCUUUGAUCAAAUCUGAAAGAGAUAAAUUUUUCAUUUUCUCAAAGAAAAGGCAAAAAAGUUGUAGCCAGUGGUAUUUACCAUCAUGGAGACCAAGAGCCAUAACAAUCUUCAGGAAAGACCCACACCCUCUAGUAAUGGGAGGGCUUCUGUGGAAGACAAUGAUCUGAUAAAAGCUGUUAAAGAUGAAGACAUUGAGCGGGUCAAGCAAUUGCUAAAAGAAGGGGCUGAUGUCAAUUUCCAGGAAGAGGAAUGGGGCUGGUCACCUUUGCAUAAUGCAGCAGAAAGUGGCAACGGGGACAUUGUGGAUCUUCUGCUUAAUCAUGGUGCUAAGCCUUGCCUGCGGAAGAAGAAUGGGGCCACUCCCUUCAUAGUUGCUGGGAUUGCUGAAAAUGUGAUGCCGCUCAAACUUUUACUUCCUAAAGUAGCAGAUGUCAAUGAGUGCGAUGUUAAUGGCUUCACAGCUUUCAUGGAAGCCGCUGUGUAUGGUAGAGUCGAAUCCUUAAGGUUCCUGUAUGAGAAUGGAGCAAACGUGAAUUUGCACCGAAAGGCAAAGCAGGAUCAAGAGAGGAUUAGGAAAGGAGGGGCCACUGCUCUCAUGGAUGCUGCUGAAAAAGGGCAUGUAGAAGUCGUGGAGAUCCUCCUUCACAAGAUGCAGGCAGAUGUCAACGCCAGAGACAAUAUGGGCAGAAAUGCUUUGAUCUAUGCUCUUCUGAACUCCGAUAUUGAGAAGGUGAAGGCCGUUACUCGCCUUCUGCUGGGCUGUAACGCUGAUGUCAAUGUGAGGGGGGAAGGAAAGAAGACACCCCUGAUCCUGGCAGUGGAAAAGAAGAACCUGGAUUUGGUGCAGAUGCUUCUGGAACAAAAACAUAUAGAGAUUAAUGACACAGACAGUGAGGGCAGAACAGCAUUGUGGUCCGCCGUGGAACUCAACCUGAAGGAGAUCGCCCAGUUGCUGUGCCACAGAGGAGCCAGCACAGAUUGUGGGGAUCUUGUUGCAAUAGCGACGCGCAAUUAUAACCCUGACCUUGCAAAGUUUCUUCGCCAGCAUGGAGCUGUAGAAGCUUUUCGCCCUCCCGCUGAAGACUGGAAGCCUCAGAGCUCACGCUGGGGGGAGGCCCUGAAACAUCUCCACAGGAUAUACCGCCCUAUGAUCGGCAAACUCAAGAUCUUUAUUGAUGAAGAGUAUAAAGUUGCUGACACUUCUGAAGGGGGCGUCUACCUGGGCUUCUAUGACGACCAAGAGGUAGCUGUGAAGCGAUUCCGUGAAGGCAGCCCGCGUGGACAAAAGGAAGUCUCCUGUUUGCAGAGCAACCGAGCCAACAGUAACGUGGUGACAUUCUAUGGCAGUGAGAGUGAAAGGGGCUGUCUGUAUGUGUGCCUCGCCCUGUGUGAACACACGCUGGAGAAGUACUUGGACGACCACAGAGGAGAGGCUGUGCAAGACAGGGAAGAUGAGUUUGCCCGAAACAUCCUCUCAUCUCUAUUCAAGGCUGUUGAGGAACUCCACCUGUCUGGAUACACUCACCAGGAUCUGCAGCCACAAAACAUCUUAAUAGAUUCCAAGAAUGGUGCUUGCCUGGCAGAUUUUGAUAAAAGCAUCAAGUGGACUGGAGAUCCACAGACAAUCGAAAGAGAUCUAAAGGCCCUGGGACUGCUGGUCCUAUAUGUGGUAAAUAAGGGAGAGACUUCUUUUGAGAUGCUGAAGGAUCUAAGUACUGAAAAGUUGAUUCAGCGUUCUCCAGAUAAGGAAACUCAGGACCUCAUUCAUCACCUGUUCUUCCCUGGGAACAAUGUGAAGGACCAUCUACAUGGCCUGCUGGGUCAUCCCUUCUUUUGGAGUUGGGAGAGCCGCUAUAGGACCCUCAGGGAUGUGGGAAAUGAAUCUGACAUCAAAACGCGAAAUACUAAUGGCAAGAUCCUCCAGCUUCUUCUACCUGGACCAUCUGAAGCUUCCACAAGUUUUGCCCAGUGGACAACUAAGAUUGACAAAUUUGUGAUGAAAAAAAUGAAUGAGUUUUAUAAAAGGGGCAAUGUCUAUCAGGACACUGUGGGUGACCUGCUGAAGUUCAUCCGGAAUUUGGGAGAACACAUUAAUGAAAAAAAGAAUAAAGAGAUGAAGUCAAAAAUUGGAGAACCUUCCCAGUAUUUUCAAGAGAAAUUUCCUGAUCUGGUCAUGUAUGUCUAUAUGAAACUACAGAACACAGAAUACAAAAAGCAUUUUCCAAAAACUCACAAUCUAAACAAGCCUAGGUGUGAUGGAGGUGGUGGUGGUGAGCAGGCUGGCCAGCCCUAGUGCCUUUUGAAUUCAGGGAAGUACUUUUUUGCUGUGAAAUCCUGGGUGAGUCACAAUUCUCUGGGCCUCUUGACUUCUUAAUUUCUUUUGGCCAUGCCACGUGGCAUUCGGAAUCUUAGUUCCCUCACCAGGGACUGAACCUGUGCCCCCUGCAGUGGAGGUGCAGAGUCCUAACCACUGGACCGCCAGGGAAUUCCCUGGGCCUCUUGACUAACGUGGUUGCUUGUGAGUGAUGAAUUGGAUAGCUGAUGUGUCUGUUCCUGGUGCAGUGCUCAGCAUUCUCCAUGUUUACAACCAAAAAAACAUGCUCAAACUGCUCUAGUCCUUUUUGUGGGUAAAGCUUAGUGGCAGGAGCUGGGAGGGCAUCCUACUGAGAUUCCUCUUGUUGGCUGCACCAAAGGAGUGAGUUCCUAGACCUCUAAUGCUUUAUGUUUUACAUCAAUUAUCUCAUGUAAUUCUCCCAACAACCUUGCAAGGUAUGAUUAAUAUCCCCAUUUAGGAACUGAAGAGCCUGAGAGACUCAGGGGAUUUGAACUAUUUGCCCCAGGUUAUACAACUUACACAGAGCACAGUAUAAAUGGAUGUGGUAUUAUUGUUGCCUCUCAUUCAGUCACCUUAGAACUUAAUUACUAGCUCAGAGCUCUUCUGCAUGAGACCCAAAAGGAAUAGGUCAAAUGGGCUCUGGGUGGCUCAUUCAUUCAUUCAUUCCAUUCACUCAUUCAUUCAAUAUUUGUUGAGUGCUAACUAGUAUGAGUCUAAGCACCAAUGGUAUGAAAUGCAUUCCUUCUAGAAUCAUCUGUGCUGGUUUUCUAUGACCUUCAGGCAGUAUUUCUCAACUGAAGGCAACCUUGCCCUUCAGGGGCCAUUCGGCAGUUAAAGUGACUGUCAAAGCUAAAGGUACUGGCAUCUAGUAGACAGAGGUCAGGGAUGCUGCUGCACAUUCUAUGAUAUGCACAGGAUAGCACCCCCAAAACACAGAAUUGUCCAACCAAACAGAAUUAUCAGUGGCAUUGAGGCUGAGAAACUCUGCCUUAAGGGGCUGUGACACCUUUGAACUGGCUGGGAGCCCAGGACUGUGGCUUGUGUGGCCCACCUCAGAGGAGUGACUCGAGUUUGACGUCUUGCUUUUGGAUCUAUAGUGAGACAGUUCCAGUGUCACCUCGUCAGGAAGUCCUCUGAAUGCGCUCACUUUCCACACCCAGGUCUGAGUGUCCUCUCCAGCUCCCUAGCACCCGUAGCCACGUCAGAGCAUGUUUCUCUUGACCCAGAGCCUGACUCUUACCCUCUGGAAUCUAAGCUCCGUAGGGCCAAUGAUAGACGUACUUUUUGAUGUAUAUCGUUAACAGCCUAGCAAAAUGUCUGCCACAUGGUACUGAUCAAUAAAUAUUCAUUGAAAAAUAAAUGAUCCAUCUUCAUACAUAAGUAAUAAUGCUAGGUUACAUUUUCAUGGUGUUUUAUAGUUUAUAAAUUACACCUGCGUAGUCUAUCUCUUAGUUUUCACAAUAAUCCUGUAAAAUGAGUGCUGUGAUCCUCAUUUUGCAGAUGAGGAAGCUAAGGUUAGAGACAUGUUGAUUUACUCUAAUGCAUAGGGCGUGUCACUGUCUUAAUUUGAAAAGAUUUUCUGUCAUGAAGUCUGAUGUUCUUUCCAUUUAUGCUCACUGUGGUGGUGGAGAUGAAGCUUUGUAAUGAGAGGAGCUGGGAAAAAAAACAGUGUCUUAGGUUCUUUCUGAAAAGGAGGUGGUCUCGACUUCCCUGGCGGUCCAGUGGUUAAGACUCCAAACUUCCAAUGCAGGGGGUGUGGGUUCGAUCCCUGGUCAGGAAAGUAAGAUCCCACGUGCUGCGCAACCAAAAUAUUAAAAAUAAAUAAAUAAAUAAAUAAACAAAUAAAUAAAGGACUUCCCUCGUGGCACAGUGGUUAAGAAUCUGCCUGCCAAUGCAGGGGACACGGGUUUGAUCCCUGGGCCAGGAAGAUCCCACGUGCUGUCGAGCAACUAAGCCCGUGAGCCACAACUAUUGAGCCCACAUGUCGCAACUACUGAAGCCCUCAUGCCUAGAGCCCGUACUCCGCAGCAAGAGAAGCCACUACAAUGAGGAGCCUGUGCACCACAGUUAAGAGUAGGCCCCACUCGCUGCAACUAGAGAAAGCCUGUGUGCAGCAACAAAGACUCAAUGCAGCCAAUAAAUAAAUAAAUAAAUUUAUUAAAAAAAAAAAGAAAAAAAGACUUGGUGCUCCCAAUGCAGGGGGCACAGGUUUGAUCCCUGGUUGGUGAACUAAGAUCCCACAUGCCACAGCACAUGGCCAAAAAUAAAUAAAUAAAUAAAAUAAUGAAAUGAGUGUCACUGAAUGAAAUUAAUGAGUGCUGGAAGGAACAAACUUAAGAAUUUACUUUAAGGUUUUAGGAGCAGCAAGGUUGCUUUAAGUUUUAAAAGUAAGAUUUGUUUUUCUGAUUUGUAGUGAGUACCUGUAUAUGACAAUCAA
Messenger RNA from Hippopotamus amphibius kiboko, 5083 nucleotides. RefSeq names its product ribonuclease L (gene RNASEL). The transcript is spliced from 8 exons. Bases 394 to 2604 code for a protein of 736 amino acids. Lineage: Eukaryota; Metazoa; Chordata; Mammalia; Artiodactyla; Hippopotamidae. Gene Ontology annotation, molecular function: protein kinase activity; RNA nuclease activity; protein binding. Gene Ontology annotation, biological process: negative regulation of viral genome replication; mRNA processing; defense response to virus. The record is from RefSeq and is a predicted model, not a curated record.